UCUCUCUACUUCUUUCUGUCUCACUCUGAUUCGAUUUAAUGGCGGCUCAGGUGGAGUGCUGGUUUCUGAACCCUCUCUGCUUUUCAAAUUCUCCGACAUCUCAUUCCCGUCACAGUAUUAAACUACAAAGCUUCCGCUCUGGGCCAAAUGCUUUUCUCCUCCUCUCUCCUGCUAAACCCUGCCAUUGUUCUUUCUUGGAAAACCCUUCACCUGCAACUGAAAAUCCUAGCUCUACCUAUAAUCCCGACAUUACCUCCGAUAGCCGUAGAGAUCGUCGGAAAGCGGUGAGAGUUGCUUGGGAGAAGUUGCUCCGAUGGUCAAGGACUUGGGAAUUGAAGGCCAAGACUGAUGUUCUUGAGGGUACCAAAAAGGUUGUGGUACUUGGUGGUGGAUCUUUUGGCACAGCUAUGGCUGCCCAUGUUGCAGACAGGAAGGCUGAACUAGAGGUUAAAAUGUUUGUCCGUGAUCCUCAUGUAUGCCGAUCUAUUAAUGAGAACCACUUCAAUUGCAAGUACUUCCCAGAAUACAAGCUACCAGAAAAUCUUGUUGCAACAACUGAUGUGAGUGCCGCUUUACUAGGUGCUGACUUUUGCCUACAUGCGGUCCCUGUGCAGUUCACUUCAUACUUUCUUGAGGGCAUUGCGCGGCAUGUUGAUCCAAACUUACCAUUCAUAUCCCUUAGUAAAGGUCUAGAGCUCCAUACAUUAAGGAUGAUGUCUCAGAUUAUUCCACGAGCCCUACGAAACCCUCGUCAACCUUUUGUAGCACUAUCAGGGCCUUCAUUUGCAUUGGAAUUGAUGAGGAAAUUACCAACAGCAAUGGUGGUGGCAUCUAAAGACAAAAACCUGGCAAAUGCUGCUCAGCAGCUAUUAGCUUCUCAGUAUCUAAGAAUCAGCACAUCAAGUGAUGUUACGGGAGUAGAAAUUGCAGGUGCUCUAAAGAAUGUGCUUGCAAUAGCAGCAGGGAUUGUAGAUGGCAUGAAUCUUGGGAAUAAUUCUAUGGCAGCUCUUGUUGCACAAGGUUGUUCAGAGAUACGGUGGUUGGCAACAAAGAUGGGUGCCAAGUCGACAACAAUAACUGGCUUAUCGGGAACUGGUGACAUAAUGCUUACUUGUUUUGUCAAUCUUUCAAGAAAUAGAACAGUUGGGGUCCGCCUUGGUUCUGGGGAGAAGCUUAAUGAUAUAUUGAGUUCCAUGAAUCAGGUGGCGGAAGGUAUAACAACGGCUGGAGCGGUUAUUGCCUUGGCACAGAGGUAUAAUGUGAAGAUGCCAGUAUUGACAGCAGUUGCCCGCAUCAUUGACAAUGAAUUGACCCCAGAGAAGGCUGUUCUUGAGUUGAUGAACCUCCCUCAGGUUGAAGAAGUAUGAGAUCGACAAUAUCUGAACGAGUUCCCUUCGUGGAUUAUUGAAUCUUUGUUCUACCAAAAUAAGAGGAAAAUUUUGUACACAGACAGCAAACUUCCAUUGAUGCCUCCGAUACAUCAAUUCUCUUGCAGAGCAGAUCAUUUUUUUGGGGGGUAAUAUGCAUGUACCUCCCUGUCCUCAACUUGGUUAUGGGAGUUUUUUUUUUUUUCAAGUCACAGAUUGUAUUUUAGAUAUCAAACAGAAGAAAAUUGAUAGAAAAUAACAAUUACAUUGAAAAUUGUACUUUCUUUUAAAAAUCAUGAACUCUAU
Telopea speciosissima is the source of this 1673-nucleotide messenger RNA. RefSeq names its product glycerol-3-phosphate dehydrogenase [NAD(+)] 2, chloroplastic. The transcript is spliced from 9 exons. The record is from RefSeq and is a predicted model, not a curated record. Bases 39 to 1367 code for a protein of 442 amino acids. Gene Ontology annotation, cellular component: glycerol-3-phosphate dehydrogenase (FAD) complex; cytosol. Gene Ontology annotation, biological process: glycerol-3-phosphate catabolic process; carbohydrate metabolic process. Lineage: Eukaryota; Viridiplantae; Streptophyta; Magnoliopsida; Proteales; Proteaceae. Gene Ontology annotation, molecular function: NAD binding; glycerol-3-phosphate dehydrogenase [NAD(P)+] activity.